AUGGAGGCGACCUCACCUGCAAAGCCAGAUAACCUUGCUACUUUGGAGACGAAAGUCGCCGACUUAAUUAAGCGGGUGGAAAAUCUGGAGUGCUACUGGCGAAUGCACACGCAGCAGCAGAUAACCCGUCUGAAAGAGUUGAAGAAGAAUAAACUAGAGUGGAAUUCGCACAUGCCGCCAUCAAGAACUCCGGUCGACGAACACCUACGCCACGUCAGCGAAGCGUUUUACUCCAUCGUGAAGGUCGCCCAUGGUGGCGAGGGUUGCUACAACACGGGCUUCUGCAUCUCGGAAGACGGCUUCUUACUCACAAUGAACGAUUCGUGUCGAAGUUUCCAAGGUGAAAACACGGACCACCGACACUCCGAGGUCACGUUUUUCGAUGGCACACGGCUUGAUUGCACCCACGUCCAGAUUUUCCAGUGCUCGGGGGUCUCGCUCUCACUGCUGAAAGGCGAUUUCCCGGUUCCACCCCUUAGGCCUGAUGAUCUCUUUAUCACGAACGAGUCGAUGGCUCUCGCUCCGUUUGGAGUAGACGACAUUGGCUUUCCCACACCUGCGAUUACUGUUGGUCGAGUUCGGACACCGCUUGACACGAAAGAGAAAUUCGCUCGGUUGGAACUGGGAACCCCUAGCGAUACUAAAGCGGGGGAAUUGGAAACCAGAAUGACGGGCGGCCCAGUGUUGAGCAUGCGACCUGGAUACUUUGCUGGUGUUAUCACGAGUAUGGAGCAAAGUGAAGCGGUUCGCUUCUGCCCGGUUACGCUGACUUCGUUGGUAUGGCUGGCGAUUCAACGUGCAAUGAAGCAAUACCGCGAGACUUACAUGGUCCAAGAGCCGACAACGAAACAACAUGGUGACUUGCAUUGCUGUGUGCUGCUUUAA
Phytophthora sojae is the source of this 885-nucleotide messenger RNA. RefSeq lists its product as hypothetical. NCBI's taxonomy places the organism in Eukaryota, Oomycota, Peronosporomycetes, Peronosporales, Peronosporaceae. Bases 1 to 885 code for a protein of 294 amino acids. The record is from RefSeq and is a predicted model, not a curated record. The transcript has a single exon.